AUGGCGGGGUUCUCUGUCAUGGACACACUCUUCCAGCGCACACUGGAGGACCUAAUCAAGGGCCUCCGCCUCCACUCCCUCAACGAAUCCUCCUUCCUCUCCAAAUCCCUCGACGAAAUCCGCCGCGAGGCCAAGUCCACCGACCCGGACACCAAAUCCACCGCCCUCCUCAAACUCACCUACCUCUCCUCCCUCCACUUCCACGACAUGUCGUUCGCCGCCUUCCACGUCGUCGAGCUCCUCUCCUCCACGCGCUUCUCCCACAAGAAGAUCGCCUACCACGCCGCCUCCCACUCCUUCGACGCCUCCACCUCCGUCCUCGUCCUCGUCACCAACCAGCUCCGCAAGGACCUCACCAGCCCCAACGAGUUCGAGGUAAGCUUAGCACUCGAAUGCCUCUCUCGAAUCGCCACUGUAGAUCUCGCUAGGGAUUUGACUCCAGAAAUCUUCACAUUGCUGGCCAGCACUAAAGUAAUGGUCAGAAAGAAAGCAAUCGGUGUGAUCCUGAGAGUGUUUGAUAAGUAUCCGGAUUCGGUUAGGGUAUGUUUUAAGCGUUUAGUUGAGAAUCUAGAGAGUUCCGAUUCGCAGAUUGUGUCUGUGACUGUGGGAGUGUUCUGUGAGCUGGCUGUGAGGGAUCCGAGGUCCUAUCUUCCGCUUGCGCCGGAGUUUCAUAAGAUUCUGGUUGAUUCCAAGAACAAUUGGGUUUUGAUCAAGGUGUUGAAGAUAUUUGCGAAGCUGGCUCCGUUGGAGCCGAGGUUGGCUAAGAGAGUGGUGGAGCCGAUUUGCGAGCAUAUCAGGAAGACUGGGGCCAAGUCGUUGUUGUUUGAGUGCAUUAGGACUGUGGUGAGCAGUUUGAGUGAGUAUGAGAAUGCGGUGAGGCUUGCUGUUGUGAAGAUUCGGGAAAUGUUGGUGGAUGAUGAUCCGAAUUUGAAGUAUCUUGGAUUGCAGGCGCUUGCCGUUGUGGCUCCGAAGCACUUGUGGGCGGUGUUGGAGAAUAAGGAGGUUGUGAUUAAGUCCUUGAGUGAUGUUGAUCCAAAUAUUAAGCUGGAGUCGCUGCGUCUUGUUAUGGCGAUGGUGUCUGAGAACAAUGUGGCUGAAAUUUGCAGGGUUUUGGUCAACUAUGCACUUAAAUCUGACCCGGAGUUCUGCAAUUUGAUACUGGGUUCCAUUUUGUCGACAUGUUGUAGAAAUGUAUACGAGAUCAUUAUGGACUUCGAUUGGUAUGUAUCGCUUCUGGGAGAAAUGUCAAGAAUACCACAUUGCCGGAAAGGAGAAGAAAUUGAAAAGCAGCUUGUAGAUAUUGGUUUGAGGGUCAAGGAUGUUAGACCAGAGCUUGUGCGAGUUAGUCGUGAUUUGCUGAUUGAUCCGGCAUUACUUGGUAAUCCUUUCUUACACAGGAUAUUAUCGGCGGCUGCUUGGUUAUCGGGGGACUAUGUUGAGUUCUCGGUAAACCCAUUUGAACUCGUGGAGGCACUAUUACAGCCUCGUACAAGUCUCUUACCACCGUGGAUAAAAGCAAUAUAUAUACAGUCUACAUUCAAGGUCUUAAUCUUUUGUCUGAACUCUUACCUUUUGCAGAGGGGGAAUGCUGGUUCCUCCUCGUAUCCUGAUAAAUUCGUGCCAGAUGUCCCAGGAUUGCUCUCUGAACAGGAUAGCGCAGGGUGUUCUGACUUGGCAUCAUCUGAUGCUCCUAUGCAUGCCAAACUGGAUGAAGGAUUCAACCCAAGGGAUUUAAAUCAAUCAAUUGGAGGUCUUUCUGCAGAAUUUCGUGGGGAGGAAACUUCUACUUAUGGGCAGGCAUCUGCAUCUGCUUCAUUGAAGGACAGUUUCACACACGAAUCUAUCACGAACCUUUUGAAUAGAGUUGAAUUGGCUGUGGCUCCACUUACAGGAUGCUAUGAUGUAGAAAUAGUAGAGAGAGCACGAAAUGUACUUUGUUUCAUUGAGUUGUUCAAGCCACAAAUGCCUGACUGUCUAGUUCAGAAAGAGGAAAGUUCAGAUAGGGAAGAAGCGAAAGCAUCCAAAAUCGUUAAAUUGAUGCACGAUGCCUUUUCAAAUGAUCUUGGUCCUGUCUCAGUAUGUGCUCAGGAAAGAGUUUCUGUACCAGAUGGUUUAGUGCUCGUGGAGAAUCUUGAGGACUUGGAAACAAUCUGUGGUGAUGUCCAACUACCUUCAUUAAAUUCAUUUUCCGGUGGAAGUUCUCAUUUUGAGGAGAUGGCUGGUGUUUCUAUCCCUACCUUUCAGAGCAAAGAAGAGCCAGGGCCAUCAAAUGAAUCCACAUCUCUGCUUGCAGAACACCGUAAGCAGCAUGGCUUAUAUUAUCUUCCUUCAGAGAAAAAGGAUGGUGAUUAUCCACCUGCCAAUGACCCUCAGAUACAGGCUAAAUCUAAUGAUGAUGAAGAUCUUGCCAAGCUUACCGAGCAGUUGGUUGUUCCAAAGAAAAAACCAAACCAUGCAAAGCCUAGGCCUGUUGUGGUGAAACUAGAUGGAGAUCAAGUACGUAUUGCAAUUGGCCCACGUCCACAGGAAGAUUCGCUGUCUGGUACAGUGCGGGAUAUUCUUCUAGGAAGUGAGACAGAACCCACUACCAGGUCAUCUACUAGGAUAAAAGGGAAGGAGAAACUAAACGUUGAGUCUGCCACUGAAUCCAAGGAAAAUUUGGGUGAUGUAGAAAAGCAAGAUCAAGGAAACUCGAGUUCAAGAAAAAGCAAGCACCGUACUCAUAGUAAAGGGAGAAGGCACAGAAGCCCGGGGAAGAAAGGAGACGAAAGAGAAGAAAACGGUCAGAAAGCAAAGCCAAAAAGUAGUGGUAGGCACAAAGCUCGGCAACGAGCAGAUGCGCCGUUGAAUGUGGUUUCACAAACACCAGUUAUUCCAGAUUUUCUCUUAUAGUGUUACUAGUUUUGGAUUUGUUUGUGUGUCAUCAACUGGUACAGAACUUCUUAGCCUUGUGUUUGACUGCUAAGGCUCGUUCUGCUGUAGAUUUUAUACAUUUUGGGUUUGUGCCUACAUACCCCUGUUUUCUUUUUUUACUUUUCUUGAAUCUGAAGGAAGAAUGUGAGAUUUCGAGGUUGAUAUUUUGAAAAAACAACCACACGAGUUUGAGCUCA
This is a messenger RNA of Fragaria vesca subsp. vesca, 3110 nucleotides long. RefSeq names its product AP-3 complex subunit delta-like. Gene Ontology annotation, cellular component: membrane coat; endosome membrane; AP-3 adaptor complex. The record is from RefSeq and is a predicted model, not a curated record. Lineage: Eukaryota; Viridiplantae; Streptophyta; Magnoliopsida; Rosales; Rosaceae. Gene Ontology annotation, biological process: protein targeting to vacuole; Golgi to vacuole transport. The transcript has a single exon. The coding region runs from base 1 to 2892 and encodes 963 amino acids.